This is a messenger RNA of Plasmodium knowlesi strain H, 1806 nucleotides long. RefSeq names its product KIR protein. NCBI's taxonomy places the organism in Eukaryota, Apicomplexa, Aconoidasida, Haemosporida, Plasmodiidae. Bases 1 to 1806 code for a protein of 601 amino acids. The transcript has 4 exons. The record is from RefSeq and is a predicted model, not a curated record.
AUGAAUGAAACUCCAGGUGAUGUAUAUCAAUCCUGGAAUAAGUGCGGAGUAAUUUGUACAUGUUGUGCUCAGGGGAAUAAGCAGCAGGUGCAGGAUGAUCUACAGAGAAUAUUACUAAAACAUGGGGGUCCCCAGGAACAUAGGGAUAGGAUUCUAUACGCUUGGUGUGAGGUAAAAGGAAUGAGUGCAGUACGCCAGGAAGGGAAAGUGAGUAAGUUGGACGAAUAUUGCAGUUAUUUCUAUUAUUGGUUAGGGGAGAAGUGGAUGAAAGAAGUAAAGCAACGCAAAGCAACAUGGGAGAAUAUAAAUAAAAUAUACGAACUCCUACAGAGUAAGCUGCCCUUCGGGCGGAACUGUAACCCCCUAUAUAAGGACAUUACCGAGGAAUAUUUCGGUCCAAUGAAAAUAUUAUUUGAUUACCUAGGCAAUUACGACAGAAUAAAAAGUGGGGUAGAUAACGAAUGUAAAAAAAUAUAUAAGGAAGAAUGUAAAAAUAGCUGUGAUAAUAGAGGGUGUAAGGAAAAAGUGUGCAAGGAAGUUGUGGAUGAGGUUUUAAAAGCAUAUAAGAAAAUGGAUGAGCAUUGUUAUAUUACUAAUGAUGAUUAUGAAGAAGGUCAUUAUUGCAAAAAAUUCCGUGAUGUGUUAGAGUGUGAUGUUAUUUCUAAACUGAAGGAAAUAAUUGUAAAAUUGGGAAUGAACUUGGAAGAACUGAAGGAAGGAUUAAGUGCGUGUAAAAUUGCAGAUCCUUCAUCGGAUUCUGUCGACGAAGGAGAAAAGGAGACCUUCGAGGAAAAUGAAGAAGAGGAGGGGGAGACUGAAUUAGGAACAACGGAGGAAACUGCUAAACAAUUGCUAUCCACCAACGUGGGAGAACAGGGAAUACAAGGUUUAGUUGGUCCUGAACGUGAUGCAGGUCCAGGAGGUCGAAUGGGUGAAUCAGGUGAGGCAAUUGCAGGAGGUGAUAUUCCUCAAGUUACCUCCGAGGAUGAUGGAGUGAACCAUAUUUCUGGUGAAGAAGGGCAUUCUGGUUCACACAUUCCAGCAGAAACAGAGAAUUUUCAGAAGGAAGACGAAGACGAAGACGAAGAAGAAGAAGAAGUUCUUCCUUCCAUCAGUACUUCUCAUACUUCUAGCAGCAGUUCUUCCUCUAGCAGUAGUAGCAGUUCUUCUCUCAUUGUUCAGAACAUCGCGGAUGGUACAAGAGGUGGAACAGGAUCAGUAGGAUCAGCAGAACCGGUGCAGACAGAGCAACUGUCACAGAAAGGAGGGAGUACUCAAAGAGUCACGAAGAGUUUGGAGCUCCCGCAGGCUGCACACUCCUCCGGGGAUUCAUUCUCCCAUUCCACACUCCCGGGGGAAGUGCCCUUAUCAGGGAUCAGACCUGGAGGAGAGGGGAUUCAUUCCUCUUCCACCCUAGAAACAGAAGGGGCCACCCUUACUGGAUCCACGAAUGCUUACAUACCCAUUCCAGCUUCUGUUGGUGGUGGACUUGCCACAGUAGGUCUACCAGCCCUUGUUUAUGCUUUAUAUAAGUAUACCAAUUUAUUCUCCGGAAUACGUGGUACAUACUCCGGUAGAAGCAGCAGAAAGACAAUAUCCUUUCGACAAGACUUAAACACAUUCUCAGGCGAUUCUUACACAGAAUAUGAUUCAACCAUAGGUGGGGAAUCGUCCACCCUAGGUGGUAGUGGUGGAUCGUCCACCGAUGUUUCGACCAUCUAUGAUGAUGAAGGACAACGACCAAGCGGAAGAACACGGGCAACAAAUAAUAGAAGAUCAGGAAAUAUACGUUACUAUGCCACGUAA